AUGACGACCACCAAGGUUGCACUCGCCGGAGCAAGCGGAAACCUCGGCCCAGCUGUGCUCAAGGAGCUGCUCGCUGCAGGCUUUGACGUGACUGUCCUCACUAGACAGGGCAGCGAUAAACCUAUUGACACCCGUGCUCGGGUUGUACAGGUAGACUAUGAGUCCCUCGACUCGCUCAAGGCCGCUCUGUCCGGUCAGGAUGCUGUGGUCAGCACUUUAAAUGUUGGCGCAGUUCCCAAGUCCACCCAUCUGCGCUUAAUCGAUGCAGCAGUAGCAACUGGCGUAAAGAGGUUUAUUCCUUCGGAAUACGGCUGCGAUACUACGAAUCCUCUCGUCGCCAAAUUGCCCGUCUUCGGUGAUAAAAUCAGCGUUCAGGAACAUCUCAAGAACGUCGCUCAGAAAUCUGAUCUCAGCUAUUCGCUGCUCGUGACUGGCCCCUUCCUCGACUGGGGUCUUCAGACGGGCUUCGUACUCAACCUUGCUGGUCCUGCCACACUAUUUGAUGGCGGGGAUCGCCGCUUUAGCUCCACGACUCUCAGUGGCAUCGGCAAGGGAGUUGUUGGAAUCAUUAACAAUCUUGAUACCACUAAAAACUCCACCGUUUAUAUCGAGGAGGCUAGAGUCACACAGAAUGAGCUGCUGGAAUUGUCUGGCAAGAGCAUUGAAACGAAUGUUGUCAAGGCCACAGACUUGGAACAAGAGGCUUUUGCAGAACUGGCCAAGCCGAACCCUAACCCGGCAAUCUUUGCUGGGAAAUUCAUUCAACGUGCUAUCUUUGGUGAAGGAUUUGGUACUCUAUUCGACUCUGAGAAGGUUUCUAACGAUUCGUUUGGUCUGAAGCUUCUGUCCAAGGAGGAACUCCGCGGCCUUAUCCCCGAGUGA
Messenger RNA from Penicillium digitatum Pd1, 882 nucleotides. Its product is annotated as aromatic alcohol reductase. NCBI's taxonomy places the organism in Eukaryota, Fungi, Ascomycota, Eurotiomycetes, Eurotiales, Aspergillaceae. The record is from RefSeq and is a predicted model, not a curated record. Gene Ontology annotation, molecular function: oxidoreductase activity.